AUGAACAACUAUAUAUCAUUGGAGACACAGUACUUCCAGUUGUCAUUCUCAAUGGCGUUGUACAUGGAUGAUAUUGGACAAAUGCUAAAGAGUCUAAAGAAUCCAAAGAAUCUUAAUCAAGGUCAAGGUGCUGCUGCUUCUGCGAUGACCUCUGCGACAAACAAGACAACAGAUCUAUCGAUUAGAGACAUUGAAACAUCGUCCAAGGUCGAUGACAUAUUCUUUGUAUUCCGCAAAGUGGUCAGUCGAUCCAUAUCAUCAUUGUGUUCACCAAGUAUAUGUGCCACCAUCAACCUUACCUCUUCAAACUUUGACUCUUUAUAUAUACCUUAUAUUGAAAUACUUCUCAAGCAGACAUAUGGAGGUGACUUUGAUAAGAAGCGUGACUACUUCCUCGUUAUCCUGAACGACAUGUGUACGACCAACACGUACAUUGCACAGAUGCAGAGAGAGCUGGUCGAUCUCACCAACCAAAGAUUGACUACCGAUGACGAGGUCAAGAUGAUCACCAUGUGUAUCAAUGGAGACAGCUUAACAACACUAAGUGAUCGUAUGGAGACAUUGCUAAAGGAGAAUGUAGAGAAAAUUGUACAGAUAUUAUCAAUACCUAUCAACCAGUUGAUAUUCCCUAUCAACCAUAUCCACUAUGAGAUCAAUGAUCAAGAGUACGAACGAUACGAGAUCAAUGAUCCAUUCGCACAGGACUUUCUCGACUCUUUCGAUGACCUACUGAGUCCAUACAAGUCUAUUCUGUUAACAUCAAUAUUCGACAAGUUGAUCAACCAUCUUUCAAGCCAUGUGGCCGCCACUUUGGAGGACCACAUCAAACAGAAGAAGUUCAACUUCUUGGGAGCAUUGCAGUUGUCAAAGGACAUUAGAAAGAUCAUCGACCAUUGUGUACAGCUGACGAGCGAACAGAAUAUCAGACACAAGUUCAUAAGACUACAACAAAUAGUUCAGCUGUUAACGAUGGACAAGGUGACCGACAUACAGGACUACACACAAGAGGGCUACCAAUGGAAGCUCAGUGUACUAGACAUCAAACUCUUAUUAGCACGUCGCUCUGACUUCCCACUUCAAGCAGUGCAUAACUUAAAGCUAUGA
Molecule: messenger RNA, 1104 nt
Organism: Acytostelium subglobosum LB1
Lineage: Eukaryota; Evosea; Eumycetozoa; Acytosteliales; Acytosteliaceae
Exons: 5
Coding region: 1-1104 (367 amino acids)
Source: RefSeq, a predicted model, not a curated record